GCCCCGGUGGUGUCGGGAGGGCGGCGAUGGCGGCCGAGAGGUUGAGUUGGCUCUUAGCAGUAUUUCAGGGCUUUGCACUGGCUUUAGUGGGGCUCGGAGUAUGGGACGUGUUGUUUGUGUACGAGGAGAACAGGUGCAGCAUGACCUACAUGUUCGAGUACCCAGAAUAUAUUAAGAUCAAGCUUCCAUAUAAAGUUGUCACGAAGUACCCCAGUUAUGGUCUUUAUCUUUAUGGAGAGGGAGGAUCUGCUGAAGCACACAAUCUAAAAGCCACAGGAAUCCCAGUUCUGUUUCUUCCUGGGAAUGCUGGAAGUUACAGACAAGUUCGUUCCCUGGGCUCUGUUGCACUAAGAAAAGCUGAGAAUAUACAUAACAAAUUCCACUUCGAUUUUUUUAGUGUUGAUUUUAAUGAGGAGCUAGUUGCACUUUAUGGUGGAAGCCUUGAAAAGCAAACCAAGUUCGUACAUGCAUGUAUAAAAGUAAUUCUUAAACUUUACAAGGAUCAAAAAGAUGCACCCUGCAGUGUUGCUAUUGUGGGCCAUUCAAUGGGUGGCAUUGUUGCUAGAGCGCUAUUCACUUUACCAAACUUUAAGCCAGCACUGAUAAGUCUUAUUAUUACCCAAGCUACACCUCAUGUUGCACCAGUCCUACCAGUGGACAGCUAUCUCAUAGACUUUUACACUACUGUGAACAAUUACUGGAUUCUCAAGGAAAAAGACUUAAGAAAUAUCACUGUUCUCUCAAUGGGCGGUGGUUUCCGUGAUUACCAAGUCCGCUCUGGUCUAACCAUUGUGCCAAGCCUGGGCCUUUACAAUAAUACUCUAAAUGUUGUGACAUCAGCGGUCCCAAGAGCAUGGCUGUCAACUGAUCACCUUUGCAUUGUUUGGUGUAAAGAGCUGGUCCUGGCCACUGUUAGAGCUUUUUUUGAUCUUGUUGAUCAUCAGACCAAUCAGAUAACAUCAGAUCUAGAGAAGAGGAUAUCUGUUCUUCGGCAUCAUUUUGUCAUCUAUUCAGAAAAGCACUCUGAGGAUAAUGUUGAGUCUUCGGUCUCAUUCUCAGAUUCAUCUGCAACGUGGAGUGUAAUUAACACAUACAAUUGGACUUACAACAGUCCAGAGUUUUCUGCAUGGGAACCCAAGGCAACAUAUUUUAUUUUACCGCUUCCAAAUGAGGGGGAACCCUACAGUAAUUUAUAUUGUCGAACUACUAACGUGGAACCAAGUAUUUGGAUCUAUGGCUGUAUGAAGAUUAACCAGUCUGUUUGUGCUGGGAAAUGGAAUCCUUUCCCCUUUUAUGCUCUCAGUCAUCACUUGAAGUACUUCACUGUUAGCCAUGAAGGCAUUGAUUUGACUGGGGAGGCAGAAUUGCUGAAAAUGUACAAGAUAGUAAACUUCAAUCUGGAUGAGUACCGGUCUUUCUCUCAUUUUAUCAUUCAUCUAUCUAAGGCUAGUGUUAAUAAGCAGUUCAACAUAGAAUGUGAAUUCUUGAGAGCAGAGUCCAGAAUGAUGACUACCCAAGUGACAAAUAUCCUGUCUUUUGGUACCUCGAGCAACAGAAUUGUUAUAAACUCUACUGGUCUGAUUCACAAGGUGAAGCUUCAAAACUUUAACCAGAUAUAUCAGGCUUUUAAAAUCCACGUAAGGAGUAAAUGCCAAUUUACCCAUGGGAAAAUGGAGGAUGUAUACAGGUUUCAUGUACCGUGGUCACAUGAAGAUUUUGUUGUGACAACAAGUGUGCCUUCUUCUACUGUGAUCUUUGCUAAACUUCACAGUGCAAGACCUGAAAACGAUAGCUCUGUACCAGAGUUGCAACUUCACACGGCUAGAAGUUGUCAAUAUGAGAUAACUGUCAGGACUUCUUUCCUUGAAGUACUUGGGCAGCUGAUCAGAUUCCAUGGUGUACACCUGCCUAUGUAUGUUGUUGUGAACAUUCUGUUAGCAUUUGGAAGACAAUUAAUCCAUCUUUACUCUGAAGGUCACUGUUUGGACUUCAAUGUUGCCUUAAAUGCUGCAUCAAAGCCCUAUAAAGUUAUUCCAUUUGUAAAUCUGGCAGUUUUUCUUUUAAGAUAUGACUGGUUUAAGGAGACAUGGUCUAUUCUCAUGUUGCCUGAGAUUGACAGCCAUCAUAUAAAUGAGCAAGGAAUCGCCUACCCAAUGAUAUCUAUUGUCCUUUUCUUAUUUGGAACAGCUAUUGCCUAUUGGAAUGGAAUAUUCUUGCGAGUAUUACUUAAACAGCUUUCCUUCUUGUGGUCAAUCUUUCAAAGGCCACGUGUUUUUCAAAAGGAAUAUAGGAAAUUAAAUUUUCGAAAUUCAUGUGUUAUGAUUUUCCUGCUGUUUAUCAUCUGGACCACCUGUGGUGCAGCAGCUCUUACUCUUGGUUACAUUCUUUAUCUUGUUAAGGUCCUAAGCCUGCAAGCUUCAGUACGCACAAUGAAAAGCAUUCUUAAUUUGGCGCCAAAAUGUGAAAUUAUGAAGAAAGAUGCAUUGGCUUAUAGUGCAAAAGAAGGAAACAAGUCUAGAACAAAAGAUCAUGCCUCAGAAGAACCAAAACAGCUGAACCUAGAUAAAAAUAAAUUGCUGUCAGUUUCGGAUGUCGAUGAUGCAGUGGAUACGCUUCAGAUACAUGUUACAAUUCUACAUUUAUUGAACUGGAUUCUUCUAUUUAGUGCACCUUCAUUUAUUUACUGGUUUAAAAAUCUCCGCUAUUCUAGAAGGCUUGAUCCUGAUCCCUGCGGUUCUGUUGCAAUUAUCCUUGUGUUCUCGAUGGGACUUCUCAUUGAUUCACAUUCAACAUCAGUUAAGAGAAGCAAGCUGCUGAAACACACAGCGAGACUGCAGCUCCUCUUAGCCAUUGCUGCAGCAGCCUUCGGAUUGGUACACUUAUACAGGGUUCCUUAUUUUGUUACAUUUUCAUUGGUUUUAUGUGCACUGGGCUGUCUGUUAUAAGUGACUGUGUAACAUGGUGACUUAUCAAUUUAACUCAUCAUACAGACAGUAUCUCACAAAAUGUAUAUUUUGCAAUUCUUUUUAAACAAAAUGGUGCUACAUAAUUGUAGUUGGUUAUUAUUGGCAUGCCUCACUGACUUAUUGCAUAAUGUAACUUGUAAAAAGUUCCUAAAUUUUAGAAUAUUUAAAAAGAUACUACUUGAUGUACAUUUUAAUUUUUUUGCUAUAAAUGAAAAUCCAGAGUAUUAUAUCUUAUAAGUCGUCCUCAGUGUGUUGCUUUGAAUUAGAUAACUCAAGGCACGUUGUAGAUUGUCUCGUCUGGUAGCCUUUUUUAAACAGACCAUUUCAGGGCUUUUAUACAAAAUACCUUUGACCAUGUUCAGCAUCUCCAAAGAGACUUGAAUAUGAUUUGGUUGCCUAUAAUAAUUUUAUCUUAAGAGAUCCCAGAAGUGGUUCUGAAUUUUUGGGGACUCUCACUUUAACCACUCUGAGUAAAGAGAAUUAAAGACAACAAAAGCCUAGUACUACAGAUGCUUGAAAUCUAAAAUAUAAGCAGAAAGUGCAGGAUUAGGUAACAUCUGUGCAGAGAAAAAAUGUUCCAGGUUGAUGACCUUUCAUUAGCAAUGGCAAAGAUGAUAAAUAUAACAUGUCUUUAGCAAGGUUUGGGAGAAGGAAUGAAAAAUGAUAAAAUGGAAAGUUUGUAAAGCAGUUGAAUGCCAAAUUAAACAUCAUAAGAAAUAAUGGGGUACAGCAAAAGAAUGAUGAUGGGUCAAGUGAAGAAACAAAAGAUAUCAAAAGAAUUGGCAACACCAGAAUCAUUACUAACAACUGCACUUCAAAUACAAAAUGUGAGUAGUGGUUAUGGUCUGAAAUAGUUGAACUGAGUCUAACAGACUGUAAAUUGUCUAACUUAAAGACUGCUGUUCCUCCAGCUUCCACUGAUGUUCACUGCAACACUUUGGAAAGCCAAACUCAGUCGGAGUGGGGUGGAAAAUUAAAAUGGCAAGUGAUCAGAAGUGUGGUUUCCCUUAAGAAUCAGUAUAAUAGUUAGAGUUGGGUUCCUAUGGACAUUUAUUAGUAAAACCAAUAUACAAACAAAUACACACUCUUCGCUGAAAUACCUCGCGAUCUAAAAUAAAUCUUUAGAUAAGCACUAUAUUAAUGGAAGGGAUAACAUUUACAGUUCACAUCAUGUGUUUUAAAAUGUGCAUUUCUGAUAACUCGGUGGGUAGCUUUUCUAAUGUUGCAACAUAUCUAAAAUACAAUGUGUGGUAUUUAUGACACCAUUAAUUGGCAUUAUAGCUCAACAAACGAAUUCCAUAAAAAUAAUAUCAGGUCUCCAGUUCCACAGUAAAAAUGAGACAAGAGCUAAUUGUGAUGCAAGUUAUACGUUUUGGAAGUAUUAUGCUGAUUUCUGUCUCGUUUUCUGGUGGUCCCUUUUUUCAUGCUCUGCUUUGUAUCUGAUGCUUAGCAGAAACCCAGGCAUGGGAAAAUGAGGAAGCUGUGCAUCUUCCACAGUCUUUUGCUGCAUCCCUGGUGCCUGCUACAUUAUGGUUCAGAGUCUCCGGGAUGGGAGUACGUGGAUCAUGAAAUCAAGACAGCAUAGCUGCAACGGUGCCAAGUGCCCAAAAUCCUUGCAGGCACCACUGCCCUCACCCAUGCUGCACCUUCUCCCAAUCCCAAUACACCCUCCUACCCAAGGUCAGAGUAACUGGACUGACCCAGGAAUGACUUGAAUGUUCUAGCCGAGUGCCAACUCUUGCCUGCCGCUAGAACGAAGGAGGAUGUCUCGCUAUGGGCCAUAUGCUGAUCUGCAAUAACGGUGCAAACACUGAAGCACAAUUUCAGCCUUGAUUCGCCACAUAUACAGGUAAAUGUUAUUGCAAUGAAAAUACACAAAACACAAAAAACAGGCCUCCAAAGAAUUAUGUACUUUAAAAACAAAAUUCUGACAAGCAGGGAAACUAAAAAUGAUGACUUUGUGUUUUAAAUUAAAGGAAGUAUGAACCAGACAGUGCUUCACCUGGAUAGUUUGUUCUGGGGCAAUAUCAAAGAAGGUUAAAAAAAAAUUGUGAUGUACUCCUGGUGCUUGCACAGGAAGCUGAAAUGGGAGGGGGAUGACUGUAUAACUAUCAUCAUUGAAGCGUGAAGAACAGCACUUUGUUAUUUUGUUUACUAUGUAACAGUCCUCAGACUCAGAAUUCCAGGUCAGCAAUUUCUCAUUUAUUUUGAGUUCCAUUGUUGCCACUUACACCUCCUCACAAACCAUAUUCUCUUUCUUGUCUUUUACAGUCUCCCUUUGGCCUUGCAGCAUUAUCUGUCCUUAUUCCUACACUAUCACAGAGCUUCACUUUUGCCUUCCUACUUCUUUUGCUGUGUCAGUACCUGCAUACAGCCUGUUCUGUCUCCAAAUUUUGACAGUUCUCCUGAAAGGUCAUUGAUCUGAAAUGUUAGCUUUUUUUCUGCCCAGAUGCUGUCUGACCUGCUUUUUGGAGAAUCUCAAUUGCAGGUUACAGUUUAGCUGUGAUGAUGGCCUAGUUAAGCCCACAACGUCAACUUGCUUCUCAUAAUGUUAUUCUACUUCUUAGCUAAGCCUCUUAAAUGGUGCAUUAUGUAUUAGAAGAAUGUGGUGGGAUCCCUUUAGGUAUGAAGUGUGGUGGGGAAGAAAUUCUAUGAACUAAAAACUUACCUUUACUUAAAAAGACGAAACUAGCAAUGGGUAAAAGGAGUCACAAGGCUUUAAAAUGAUGCCAUGAAAUGAGAUUCUAGUUUGCAAAAAUGUGAACCGUUCUUCUGAAGUUCUUCUUUCUACUCUUUUGACAAGAUGUUAAACAUUUUUAAAUGCAUUCACUAAAAUAACAAAGGAGAAUUUAGUACUACUGUAUUUAGAUUUUAAAUGCUACCAUCCAAUGACAAAUUUAGGACUGAUGUAUUCUAAACUGGAGAGUAUUGUUGGAGAGUUUUAGUCAGUUUGGACAUUAGAUGAAACAACACAAAAUUGGAAGACCUUCUGUAUCCAACCCUACAGGGUACUUAGUGCACAAUAAAGCCAAGCUAGCCAGAUAGAUUGAGACUGAUAUUUACUGUUUUGGAGGGCAAAAUUCUAAAGAAAAUUAUUGAUGUAUACAAAAAAUCAAAAUUUGACAUGUCUGAUGACAAGUUGUUUUAUUAAUUUAAUGUUUUAAAAUGUAUUAUGAUAAACUGAUAAAUGUGUUUUUAUUCAGCAGUUCAGAUUUCCAUGUUUUCUUGCGAAUGUUGAGCUAUUUAUUUGCCUCUGGUGGCAAGGAUGAGCAGUAGCCUAUUCUCUGAUUCUAUUUAUCCUUCUCAGUAAACAUUUAAGGAACUUGAGAGACAUAGAGUUACACCCUCUUCCUGUCUUCUGCAGUAUUGCCUCUAACUGUAUAUUCACAUGCACAAUUAACAGUUAAUAUUGAGCUAUUUUGGGAAAUAAUUGUGGCCAAAGCUGUAGAUAUAACAAAAUAAUAAACCAAUAAUGAACAGUGUUAAUAUUAUGCUACAAAGUGUCACAUUAAAUAAUACCACAGAUAUAUACAAUGCAAAAGACAUCUCGAAAUGGAAACCAUUGAAAUUCCUGUUUCCUGAAAGUUGGACUGGGAAAUUUCCUUAACUCAUGGUUUCAUCAAGCUGAAUCAGUUGUGUUCAAUUUACAGCUCUAAUUGAGAUUGGGAACUCAUUAUGCUGAGAAUCUCAGGUUGUUCGGCAAGUCCAUUAACUCCAUGCUGCAUGAUAGUAUCCUAACUACAAUGCCAUUAGUGCCACCCUCUACUUUCUCUUAAGUGAGUUUAAUUUUUUUCCCCAAAAUAGGCUGAAUAUGUACCGUUGCCUGCCUAAAGAAUAUGAAGUCAUGCCUAAUAAGGACAGUCACCAGAAAAUGGCAGCUUCAUUUUCAGAUGAAACAAAGUCAUUGAUGUGAAUUUCUAUCCAUUUUGCUCCAAUAACUAAUCAGGAGAAAAUAGUGACCUUGUACUUAUAACCUGCAGCUGACACUUACACCAAAGUUAUUGAUCAACCAACUGGCCAAGCAUUUGCUGGUUUAAAAGUCACUGCUUAGGUUUUUGUGCUUUGACUGUAAUAUCACUGUUGUGACUUACUGAGGUACAUAUUUUGCAAUGGAACCAGUUCCCUGUGUUUGUUUUAAUAAUUUGAAAAGGAUAUUUGUGAAACUAGUGAUGCGAAACAUUUUUGUAAUGUAUUUAGUGAUGUAAGUGUUAAUUUUGGAACAAAGCUGUAUCAGUAAUGUUUGCAAGGUUUAUACAAUCUAAUGAUGUACAGUUUCUAACUGUGAAAUGGUUUGUGUGUAAACAAUCAGUUGUGGUAUUAAUACACAGUUAAAAAUUUUUAAGAACUAAAUCUAAUUUGAAAACAUCAACCACUACAGUGUGUUUUGUACCUUUAUGUUUGACUUGCAAAUUAGCAGAGGUUCCUCAGAGCUUCAAUAGGGUAUUAUUUCUUGAAGAAUUUCAAUUAUUUUGAGGCAUAUCUAUUUAGCUGGUAGAGUGAAAUAUGACUUCACUCAGCAGGUCCAAACACUAUCACAACUAAAUGUAGAUACCAAGGUGCAACAAGUACACAAGCAUGCAAUGAGCCAUGUUUUGUUCAUCUUUUUCCUCAUCAAAUUAAUUUCCUGCCUGUUGAACAAAAAUUAUAACCUGUAUUUUGUGGUCAACAAUGAAAGGUCUGCACUCCCGACUGACUUUGGAAUAGCAGCUCG
Stegostoma tigrinum is the source of this 7677-nucleotide messenger RNA. It is a transcript of the gene pgap1, whose product is annotated as post-GPI attachment to proteins inositol deacylase 1. The transcript is spliced from 28 exons. Gene Ontology annotation, molecular function: phosphatidylinositol deacylase activity. Gene Ontology annotation, biological process: GPI anchor metabolic process; endoplasmic reticulum to Golgi vesicle-mediated transport. The coding region runs from base 27 to 2945 and encodes 972 amino acids. Gene Ontology annotation, cellular component: endoplasmic reticulum. The record is from RefSeq and is a predicted model, not a curated record. NCBI's taxonomy places the organism in Eukaryota, Metazoa, Chordata, Chondrichthyes, Orectolobiformes, Stegostomatidae.